AUGGGAGCCAAUCAAUCACAUCAUAGUAGUGAUAAGCAAUUCACAAGAUCACAAUCCCAAAACUUCCUUGGUGAUAGACCUAGAAAAAUAGUUAGAUCACUUUCAAAAACAGUUUUGGGUAGAUCAAAAUCAACAAUGGAUAAUUUAAAUAAUCCAGCUGAUGGACAGCCUGCUGCACCACCCAUUGUUGACAAACCAACUACUGUAAAUAAUAAUAAUAAUAAUAAUAAUGAUAAAAUUGAAAGUUUGGAUGAACAAAACAACAAUAAUAAUAAUAGUACAUCCAUAUCGGUGGUCAAGUCACCUCCAUCUCACCCAGUUGGUGAUUCACCAAAACAAGAAUCAUUGGGUCCAGAUACACUAUUUAUUGAAGAGCAUAAUGACUUUCAUUCCAUUGAAUCAUUGCCAACUGAACAACCAACUCAACCACCACCACAACCACUUGAAACUCCAAAGCAACAACAAGAAGAAGAGCCAUCAGUGAAAAAAUCCGAAGAAAGACCAAAAAGAGUCAAGAGAAAUGAAACAUUUAGAAAAUUGUACAACACCUUUUCAACAAAGAAAUCAAAGGCAAAAUGGGAUGAGUCUACUACUACUACUACUACUGCUCCAUCAGCUGCAGACCCUACCAUUCAAGAACCAUCAGUCCAACAAGAAGAAGAAGAAGAACCAUCUGUGAUGGUGAUACCAUCAGUCGCCGAACCAAUACCAUCACCCGAUCACAUCCAAGAUGAACAACCAAAAGAAGAAAACGAAAUGGACAAGAUUGCCAAAAACAAAAGACCAACUAGAAAGAACAAAGCCAAACAUUCCACUUUACAAGCUAAAAUGAGUACUCUGAAAAUGAAGCUAUUCAAUCAAAAAUUGGACAAAGAGUAUGAAGAAGCUAAACGUCAAAAGGAAAUUGAAAAGGUAGCCAAAGAAGCAUCAAUUGAACAAUUUGAUGAUGAAGAUGAUGACGAUGACUCACAAGAUGAAGAUGAAGAUGAAGAGGAAAUGGAGAAUCGUAGAUACGAUGAUGAAAUCAUAUUGGAAGAUACAUUCUACAAUGAAAAGCCAAUUCAAGGAUUUGGACGUCCACCCUCUCAUUCUACGGCAUGUCUUGAAGAUGCAGAGACAGCCAAUUUUGUCAAUGGAACAACACAAGGUGCCGAUGGCGGUUCAAACCACUCUAACCAUUCACCACAAAAAGGAAAACGAUCCAAUCGUAAUGGAAAGAAUCAAAAGAAAAAAAAGAUCUUUUCAGCAGAUCAGUUUUAUAAUAUAGGUACAAUGAUAUCAAAAGAAGUAGGUCAUGUAUUUUUAUUAUCUUCUGGUCAAUACAGAUAUUAUAAGGGUGGUGGUGGUGGUAGUGUUGGUGGUAGUAUUGGUGGAGGUCGGUCGGUCGGUCGUCUACUUGAAAACCCCAACAAACCUUCCUUGUUUUCUUGA
This is a messenger RNA of Cavenderia fasciculata, 1431 nucleotides long. RefSeq lists its product as uncharacterized. The record is from RefSeq and is a predicted model, not a curated record. Bases 1 to 1431 code for a protein of 476 amino acids. The transcript is spliced from 3 exons. NCBI's taxonomy places the organism in Eukaryota, Evosea, Eumycetozoa, Acytosteliales, Cavenderiaceae.